Chenopodium quinoa (quinoa) is the source of this 948-nucleotide messenger RNA. RefSeq names its product jasmonate-induced protein homolog. Bases 143 to 673 code for a protein of 176 amino acids. Lineage: Eukaryota; Viridiplantae; Streptophyta; Magnoliopsida; Caryophyllales; Amaranthaceae. The transcript is spliced from 3 exons. The record is from RefSeq and is a predicted model, not a curated record.
CUUGUCUAGCAUUCGUGCAAUUUUCAAUAAGUCAAGUUCUCUUGUCUCUACUUUCAAUUCUCUUCAAGUAAUUAAGUAUAUAUGCUUAUUUAAUGUGGGAGAACACAUAUGUAGUACUACCUGUUACGCUGUUAGGAUCGGAAUGGCUUCAUCAACUCAGAGUGUGGUAAAGAAGGAGGAAGCGGCUCUCAACGAGCUGAUGAAGCAAGCUGAAGAAGCGAAACCCCAAGAUGAGAUGCUCUUUGGAGGUUGGAUUUACAACAGAAGCAAUACUGCCAAAAAAACCAUGCACCUUUACGCUGAGAAGACAUGGUCUGGCAAAUUCUAUUAUAAAUAUUCUGAAACAUUGGAAGAAUCAACCGGUUUUACACAAACUGGACAAAAGGAGAAGGGAAUCAAGGCUGCUGUCGUGUAUUCCCUCAAAACUAGUGAUGAUCCAUUUAAUCACUAUGGUUUUCUUUUGGCUUGGUCUGAUUCCUUCAAUGAAGGAAAUCACACCAGAAAGGUCUAUGGAUCUUGUGGCCUUCUGGAGAAAUUCCAAAACAUAGACUGGGAUAAGGUCGAAAAGGACCUCGACGCUUCCACCUCGUCGUCCUCCUACAUUGACGCUUAUACUCGAACUUCAGUGAAGGCCGAAAUCGUUGCAAACGUAGUUUAUGCAGAUUUCAAUUAAUUAAUUUGAAUAACAUGGUACGGUCGUCGUCCGCCUUAAGCUAGAUAUACAAAGCAUUUGUAUUAUAUAGCUAGGGCAGACAAAUCGAUAAUAUAUAUCAAUAUAUGAUGGUUGUGAUCUUAUACUUAUGUAUUGCUACUUGCUAGUUAAUACGGAGCAUAUUGCUAGCAACUACGUACUAAGAAUAUUAUGUAACAUAAUAAAAUGCAUGUGUGUAAUAGAUGCUUGUACUGUCCUACUAAUAAAUAAAUAAAUAAAGCAUCUCUUUUAUAUUA